This is a messenger RNA of Suillus fuscotomentosus, 1696 nucleotides long. RefSeq lists its product as uncharacterized. NCBI's taxonomy places the organism in Eukaryota, Fungi, Basidiomycota, Agaricomycetes, Boletales, Suillaceae. The record is from RefSeq and is a predicted model, not a curated record. The transcript is spliced from 2 exons. Gene Ontology annotation, molecular function: protein binding. The coding region runs from base 147 to 1640 and encodes 497 amino acids.
UGGUGCAGCCGCGGGGGCUGACCUUGAGCAUCAACAACUGGGAUGACCAACUCCAACUGUUAUAUCGAUCGCCUGCCGGACGACGCGCUCCGCAUGGUUUUCGAGUCGGUCUGUGAAAAGACCAAGCCGCCUUCCAUGAUUAUUCUAUGCAAAAUGAAGUGCAGAAAGGCAGGUAUUGGGAUGAUUGGCACCAAAAUCAGUGUUGGUAUGAUGAGUCGGAAAAAGAAUCCAAUGGCCCUCCACCAUCGGCUCUCAUUGCAGCAAUGUGUGUGUGCAAACGUUGGCGUUGUCUCAUGUCACAGAUUCCAACACUGUGGACUGUGUUACAAAUCUCCUUUGGCGACUGUGCUGCGUCUCUUGAAAAAGUGCGCACUUUCCUAAAACUUAGUGGAACACAUCCUCUCAAAAUCACGCUACUUUGGAAUGACCCCCACAAUCCCUUCAGCGGAGCCCCCAGGCGGGCCUCCCUUCUUAAUCCGUAUCUCCCCGAACCGGUCGACGAAAGCGUAGCUGGUGCUUACCUCGUCCUGAUCAUCCUGGAGUUACAUGCUCAUGUGCACCGUUGGCGCGAGUUUACGCUGAGGACAACCUCAAAAAUGCACAUCCGUCAAGCGCUUGUACUUAUUUCGCGUUCCUCCGUUCAUCCAGCCCAUAUGCUAGAAAAACUGCAUGUUCAACUCGUACACGACCAAUUGAAUGUAGACCCCGACCAUCAUGAACCGUUGAUUUUUCCUGGUUCAGCACCUCCCAUCAAUGAUCUUAUCCUUUUUGGCACAAGUUGGUCCUGGCUCUCACCCUCCAUAUUUUCACCACAUCUCGUCAAUUUGCGAAUACACUACUGCACAAGUGGCGGUAACAUAAAUAUAGCCACUACAGUAGAUGUUUUGUUGCAACUCCUUGGUGCACUCGUCAAUCUGCAGACCCUCGCACUCGAAUUGGAUAUGGAUCCACCUGAAGACAUCAUGUCUCCCAUUGCACUACCCCGCUUGCACUACCUAGCUAUGAAAUCGAGGAAGAUGGACUGUUGGAUUGCAGAUUUUCUCCACUAUGUUCAUAUGCCCAAUCUUCGGAUAUUGACCCUGGAUGGCGCUCUGGGUCAGUUCGUGCUGGUCGAGAUUCAAUUCGGAGGUAUCCUCCAAGGGUUGAUCAGGCUUACCGACAAAAAUUCUUCUAGCUCUCUUCUAGAGCUGGAUGAACUCCAUCUCGUUAAUUUCGCGCAUCGUGCAGAUCCUCAGCUCCUUCAUCGCCUGUGUAAACAAAUGACUAGUGUCAAGGUAUUGACACUGGGGCCAGGAGGGUUCUAUGGGAAUAAUGCGUUUGCAAUGGGACUACUCCCCACGUCUCGCGAACUUGCGGAUUUCCCUUUCCCGGGACUUCGGACCCUGAUCGUUUUUGAUAUUCCAAUAAGCUUCGUGCGGCGCAUCGUUCUAGAACGACUUUCGCUCGUUGGUCCGUUGGAGGAGCUUUAUUAUCAAGAGCCUGACAGCCGACCGGUACCAGAGGAGGAGGAGGAGGAGGAGGAGGAUAUAAUUGUCCCAGACGAUUGGCAACAUCAAGUCGAGAAGUACCAUCAUAUUGAUAAUCUGGAAUCUGAUCGUUAUUGUGAUGUAGUUAGCAGGCGGUGGUCGUACUUAGCCUAGUACCUCGAUCAGUCCCCUACUGUGUUGCGCGUGUCGCUCAUGACUUGUGUCGGUAU